Messenger RNA from Bufo gargarizans (Asiatic toad), 1225 nucleotides. RefSeq names its product epithelial cell adhesion molecule-like. Bases 72 to 1103 code for a protein of 343 amino acids. The record is from RefSeq and is a predicted model, not a curated record. Gene Ontology annotation, cellular component: membrane. The transcript has 9 exons. NCBI's taxonomy places the organism in Eukaryota, Metazoa, Chordata, Amphibia, Anura, Bufonidae.
UGGAACCCUCUGUAGGUGAGACGCUCCCAGCAGAGGGCUGGACGGGGGCUCUGUGCUUCUGAUGAAUUUCCAUGGACACAAGAAGGUACUACUGCUUUGGGUUUUAUCUGCUGCUCCUGGGGUCUCUGCCGGGGGUCUCCACAGUACCAGAUGACGAAUGCCCAGACGCUCUUCCUGCUCAUGAGAACUGUGACUAUGAUGAGGUCUGUGAGGAUUCUUCAUGUCAGUACAAUGAGUAUGUCACCUGUCACCUGAACCGCUGCGGGACGUGCGAGGCCGUGUUCAGAGGAUAUGACAACCUGACGGUCAACUGCAAGCAAUUGACGCCCAAGUGUCGUCUGAUGCAUCUCGAGAUGCUGCACAAGAGCCGCAGUGGACGGAGUCAUCCAGGACGGAGCAAGGUGGAGAUCGACAAUGUCUACGAUCCGGAGUGCGAGGAGAGCGGAGAUUUCAAAGCAAAGCAAUGCGACGAGGAUUCCAACCUGUGCUGGUGCGUGGACAGCGCAGGGGUCAGGGUGACGGACAAGACCAGCGAUGACCCCAAGUGCGAGAAACUUGUCAGUGUUCAGCUCAUUCAGAUUAAUUUCGCCUUCAAAGUGGAUAUGGCGCAGCUGAAAGGGAAAGAGGAGGAGCUCCGCAGGAAGCUGAUUGCUAAAGUGUCACCGUUCCUUCUCAAAGCUCCGCAGAUCUCACAGGUGAUGGUUCACGAGCUGAAUCGCGAGGUCACUAUGAAGUUCUUUUCUACAAAUGGAACGAAGGAUCCUGUGGACAUUGCGACAGUGGCGUAUUACAUCGAGCGGGGGUUAAAACACAGCAAGUUCAGCGUUCCUCUGGAUGGAAGAAGCCUCGAGGUUGACACAGAAUCGAUCCGGGUUUUGUUUUUUGAUAAUGAACCUCCUCGAAUUUACAUGAAAAGCAUCUCUCCCGGCUUUGCCGCCAUCAUUAUCAUCAUCGCCCUGGUUAUUCUCACUGGGAUUGCAGUGUUUGUGGUGUUGCAGAGGAGAGCGGAGCAGGAGCGCAUCCAGUUUGAAGUCAUUGAGGGACACGAGCUGGAAGAUUACCAGAUGGCGCAGACGGACGGGCUCAGAUAUUAUUACUCCUAAUCUAAUAAAGAAAAUGUCUAUAUGUAGCCUGUGUACCUGGGUCCACUACAGACAGGAGAAUGCAGCACUACAGCCUCCCGGGUAUUUUGUUGAAUUGUUACCUUUUGUUAAUUAAAAAUUCU